Lucilia sericata (common green bottle fly) is the source of this 10703-nucleotide messenger RNA. RefSeq lists its product as uncharacterized. Bases 16 to 5064 code for a protein of 1682 amino acids. NCBI's taxonomy places the organism in Eukaryota, Metazoa, Arthropoda, Insecta, Diptera, Calliphoridae. The record is from RefSeq and is a predicted model, not a curated record. Gene Ontology annotation, molecular function: protein binding. The transcript is spliced from 11 exons. Gene Ontology annotation, cellular component: cytoskeleton.
CACAUAUACAUACAUAUGUACAUAUUUGCGAAAUCAAAACUCCCACCAAAAGUUUCAGUUCAUUUGUAUCCCGAAUGCUUUUUAAUGAUGCUUUUGCCUUCGGGGCGAUCACAUAGCGAUGUACAUCCAGUAAAUAACACAAAAAAGCCUCAAUUUUCGACAAGAACAUCAUCACCACAAUUGAACAUAAAUUCUGGCAACAAAACAGAAAAUGGCGGCUACGCAUUACCAGAGUCAGUUUCAACACCAACAACAAUGGCUACUACAGCUUCCGAACAGUAUAAAAACUCAUAUUCUGCUCCUAAUUCAGCACUAUCAACACCACCUUCGAACCAUCAAUCAUAUACAAUUCAAAUGGCCAACAAUGGUACAGGAAACGUGCUACUGUCAAAUUCCCCCGGAAGUCAAAGUGAAACCGGAACUGCAACAGCAGGACGUUAUACAAACGGUCCCAAAGUUACAUUCUUGGCCAAUGGCAAUAUUAGCUCAAGCACAGGUGCCUUGACUACGAUGACCUCGGCCUCUCCCGGAAAUUGGGAAGAUAUUGAUCGACAAUUAGAAGCUGUACAAACAAAACUUAAAGAAGGUUGGAGUGCCCAUUUGGGCAAGGAAGGUCGUCUCUAUUACUGCAAUCAUACAACUCAAACAUCAGGAUGGUUGCCAUCCUGUGAGGACUGGAGUAAACAGGAGGAGUUGCCAUAUGGCUGGGAAAGAGCCAUAGAUUCGAAAGGACGUUCUUAUUUCAUCAACCAUCUAAAUAAAACUUCAACAUAUGAAGCGCCCGAAUGCGUAAAGUGGGACGAAAACCCUCCAGAACCUAGGGUCGUGGUCUUACAGCGUAGUUCUACCAUGGGAUUUGGCUUUGUUGCCGGCAGUGAGCGACCUGUAAUCGUUCGAUUUGUUACAGAAGAUGGACCGAGUAUGAAUAAACUUCAGCCGGGAGAUCAGAUUUUAGCUGUAAAUGGUGAAGAUGUAAAGGAUGCUCCAAGAGAUCGUGUAAUACAGUUGGUGAGAGCUUGUGAGACUCAAGUAACUUUAUUAGUAUGUCAACCUGCACAUAAUGUAAUACCGGGACGUAAAUCAACCUUGUUGUCGGCGGGAAAACGUGCAAAACUAAAAACUCGACCAAGCCGAGUACGUUUCGCAGAAAGUGUUUGCGUUAAUGGAGCUCCAUUAUUUCCACCCUCCGCCUUUUCUCUGGGAGAUAUAUGUGUUCCACCUAUGGCGAAUGUUUUAAAGGUAUUUUUGGAAAAUGGUCAAACCAAAUCUUUUAAAUAUGAUGCAACUACUACUGUACAGGAUGUGGUUUCCUCUUUAUUGGACAAGUUAUGUUUUGUAUCUGGUGAAAUAUUUAGUCUUGUGUUGGAACAUGUUAAAAGCCUCAAACGCAAUAAGCUGACAUUACUGGAUCCUGAAGAAUCGUUAGCAAAAAUUGCUUCUCGUCCUGGAGCUCAUAAAUUACGUUGCUUAUUUCGCGUCACUUUCGUACCUAUUUCUGCAGCGGAAUUGGCUCAAAAGGAUCUGAAUUCUUUGGAUUAUUUGUAUCUACAAUGCUGCAAUGAUGUGACUCAAGAACGUUUCGCUCCCGAGCUCCAACCUGAUGUUGCUUUGCGAUUAGCCGCUUUACAUAUGCAUCAACAUGCUUUGGCAAAUAAUGUGUCGGCGUCAAAGCUAACGGUGAAGGUAGUUGAGCGUGAAUUCGGUUUGGAACGUUUCGUGCCUGGCUCACUUUUUGAAGGUAUGAAACGCAAAGAAUUAAGACGAUUAAUUUCACACUUUCUAAAAAUGAAUGCCGAGAUGACAGGCUCAUCAACUAAAAUUUUAACACAGCUCCAGGCCAAAUUGCACUACUUAGACAUUAUUGCAAGCUUACCUAGUUACGGAGCUAAGUGUUUUAGCACGAACCAAAGAGAGGGUGUUGAGAGGGUACUUUUAGUAAGCCCAAGAUUUGGCUUAAGUCAAAUAUCGAGUGCCAGAAAUUCAGUGCCCCAACCAAUAUCUGCUAUAGAAGAUUUUAGCCACAUCAUUGUUCAGAGGGAAGAUGACAUCACAUGUAGUGUCACUAUUUAUAUGCAAGGGGAUCGCUCCGUAAAAUUUUUAAUGGAGGAUCGAGAUGCCUGUGAGUUUUCCUUGUGCUUAGCUGGCUACUAUAGGUUAUUGACGGGCAAAAUUCUCCCAGUCUCACGAGAACGAGAGACAAUUGAUGAAGACAAUGCCCCAUCCUACCUUGCUCAACACACAGUGCUACCAGCGAUUUGGAGUUAUUUAUUACCGUUUCACAAUAGAGCUCAUAGCAUAAAUUUCCUUAUGCCACCGCCAUACCACCCCAGAAAAUUAAAAACACAGCACAGUGGCGAAGCAAGUCAUCUACUGGAGCAACCCGAGAGUAUGAAAAACAAAACACUAAUUAUAUCAGACUGUUCUCAUCUACAUUCAAAUUUGCCUUUGCUCUCUUCAACAGCCAUGGACUUAGAUAUUCAUAGUGUCAUGGCAACUGAACUUUUAGAGGAAGCCAAAGAUUCCGGAAUGAGUGAUAGCAGCGGUGGUGGUAGCAAUUGUGGAGAUCGUGCUAAUAACAACUUAAGCAACAACGCUAAAAUGGAAGCCAAAAAUGAGGAAGUAUUUAGGCGGGUGCAGGAAAUGCAGAAAAUGGUUGAAAACUCUGAACAGUAUUUAAAUGAGCAGGGAGAACUAGUACAGAACUUUAGAUUGACAAAUACUAAUUCAUCUUAUAGUUCAGCUGUGAUGUCCUGGCAAAGCCCAACGAGUGCUUUAAGUUCCUCGAAUGUAAACUCGAGUGGUGUCAUUGAAUUUGAUAGUGAUUGCGAUAGUCUCAACAGCAGUAAAUUAUCUUCGAAUGAAGAAACUCCACAGCAGGGUUCAUUGAAACACAGUGACUCAUUGGUUCUAUUGGCGGAAACAAUAAAUCAUGAUUUAAGUGGUAUAACGCAAGGUUUAAAUUCCAUUGGUGAGCAUACAAUUGAUGUAAGACGAAAAAAACCUACACUCGUAGAUACAUCAAGUCCCAGACCUGAACGAAAAGUAAACGGUUUCAGCCAGUUGUUAAGUAACCUGCAAGCGUUAGGUACAGACUUUUCACAGAGUGAAAGUGAUUCCGAAUCCAUAGCAUCGCCCACAAAUUCACCCACAGCUCGAAGGCCUUCAUUACUGAAUACAAAUGACAAAUCUUCUCGAAAACAAAAUCUAGCAUACCGCUCAAGUUUCGGGCUCCACAGUCCAGACAGUAGUAAUUUCGGUAUGGAAACUAAAGACUAUAAUCUCAAAGAAUAUCUAAAACAACUAAAGGAGAUAAGUAAUGUAGAUGAUUUUAAUCAGGACACAGACGUCGCCGCAAAAAAAUUAUCAGAAAUCUAUGGUUUUGAAAUACGUGAAGAUACUUUCAUUGAGACCGACACCGAUUUAAUAGACUUACGUGCCAUACCACCCCCACAAACGCCAGACGAAUUAGAUGCUCUUUCUUUACUUAAUGCGCCACCAAAAGGAUUUGGUGAUUUUACAAAGAAAACAUUUAACGAUGUAAGACAAGAGCAUGAUUUAGACACAUUUUUGGAAAAAGUGGUUGUGGCUCCGCCUACACAGAAGGCAACCCCCGCAAAAGAAUUAACACCGGAGGAGAUAAUGUCAUUUAUAAUACCUCCGCCUCCCAAUCUAGAUGAGGUUGAUAUCAUUACCCAAAAAGAGGAGUUAGAGUUUACCGAGAGCUUAUACAGCAAUUCAUCUGCAACUAACAGAAAUGCUAAGCCACCAUUGGCGCCAAAACCUAAUGAAGAUUUAAAGAAAAUUGAAAAUAAGGGUCACAUUAUUGAAUAUGCCACCGUAGAAAGAAAAAGUAAAUUUUCCUGCUGUCCCAAAUCGAAAAAAGAAGAAACCACCGAUACAUGUGCAGAAAUUUUAGAAACUCUUAAACCACCCCCUAGAUCACAAUCCUCAGAACAAACAGUGCCUGUAAGACCACCAAAGAGUGCCGAACUAAUGCAGCGUUAUUCACCAAAAAAACUUAACCAAAAUACUUCAUCCUUGCCGCAAAGAAAUGGUUUGCAGACAGAUGUUUCCGAAAGUAAUCCACCUGUGCUGCCACCGCGCACAUCAUUCAGUACUAGUCCACGCGCAGUUUCUGAGGAGGAACGCCAAAAUAUUAAGUCUACGGUGAGUCCCUCAGCCCCAAAGAAACCUCCACUACCUCCAAUAACUGCGAGACCAAUGUUAAGAAAAAGUCCUUUACCUAUGAACUAUCCCGGAGCAAUUGAUAUCUCUUCGCCUCCACCUACGCAACCACGAGUAUUUCCAACCAAUAGCACGGCUGUACAUAGCCCAACAUUAACACCACCAUCACAACCUUCGCCUUCACUACCCAUGCAACAACAGCUCAAUCAGCAUUCCGUUGCAAGUAAUCGCCGAGAUCAACGAUAUCCUUUACCUCCUUAUCCAUUAUUAUCUUCUCCCCAAAUGCAAAGGAAAAUCCACAACACGAGCCCAAUAAGCCAUAUAAGUCUAAAUUCACCGAGAGGUUUCAGUAACAACAGCAAUAAAUUUAUCAUCAAAAAUGGUCAUAUUAUAGACCCAGAAGCUCUGUUGGUAAAAACCGAUGUGGCAAUGGCUGGAUUACUAGUCAAACUAGAUCAAGUUGCUGCACAAUGUACUGCAGCGCAAUCUGCAGGCGGUGGAUCUAGCAUUGAUGAAGAUAAAUUUCAAAAGGCUCGCAACGAAUUAACCGAACAAACAUUAGUAUUAGUAACUGCCUCGAAAUAUUUAGUCGUUGCCAUGUCUGACAUGACACUGUCGUCAUUGCCGGAGCAUCUGACUUCAUGUCUUACUGCCAUAAGGCGCAUAACAGAAUUGGCGCAAGAUAUGACACGACAUACGUCGUCUCCUCUUCAAACACGUAAUAUCGUGCUAAAAGUCCAUGAUGUUGCCUCAUCGUUUCGCGAAUUGGUUGGAGUUCAAAUGGGACCCCUAGGGGCUGGUCAGUUGGCUUUACAAGCUGAAUGUUUAGCCAAUGUUUUGGCUACACUAUUACGAAGUUUAAGAGUGUUUUCUCCUUAAAAUAACUAACCAAAUACUAUUAUCACAUUCUACGAUCAUAUUUCUUUUAUCUCAUUUUCCCAUACAUAUCAUUAUUUUGUAUAUUUAUUGUUAAAUUAUCUAAACAUAUCCUAAAAGGUUUAUAAGUUUUAUUUAUUAUAAAUAUUGUAUAUGUACGUAUGUAUGUAUGAAUGUAUCUAAGUAAAAGCAUAUGUACAUAUACAAAUGUAUAAUAAAACAUGUAUGUAUAACAAUUCGAUUCUAUUAUAAUUUUUCUUUUGUUCCGUUACAGGUUAGGAAAUAAUUUCCUCAAUAACAUUUUAUAACACCAUUAUAUUACACAGAUAUUCUAGAUAUCUAUAAGAAUAUAAAACUUACUCUAACAUUCAACUAUUUACCAUAUAAUACAAAAAAAAAACAAUGAAAUCUUCUCUAAUCACACAUACUUACUACAUACAUUCAUUAAUUUAUUAGACAAUUUUUAGGAGAUUACAUAUUAUAAACAUAGUAUAUACAUACAUAUGACAUAUGUACAAUAUAUAGUACUACAUACAAUACAAACACAUUAUUAGCCAUAUCUAUCUAACUUUAGUUUUGUCCACUUAGAUCUACUGAGAUUUAAAUAUGAUAUCAAAUAUAAUAUUAAAAUAUCAAAGAUCGUUUAAACCAAAUUAAAAUCAAAUUUAAGGAAUCUCAAAAUUUUACCACCUGUUUCCAUAUUUUAAGCGAAUGAAAAUUUUACAAAUGCAUAUUUGCUUUUUGUUACAAUAACAAACACAUGUUGAAUUUUCACUCAAAAUUUUCGCUUGAAAUAUUGAUACUAGAAGUUUAUUUAAUAAAAAAUACCUACAUACAUAAUAAAAUAAUACCACUUUGUUUUUAUCAUCAUCGUUUAUUCAUAAAUCCAUACAACGCCACAUUGAUUUGAUGAUAUUGAAUAUCAGAUACAUAAAUAAGUUCAUUUCCACCAAAAUGUAUAUUUUUUGUCACUUCACGUCACGCACUUUAAUUGAGAAUAUCUUAGGACAAUUCCUUCUGAUUGGUCGCCUCUUUAUACUAUGCAUAGAGCUAUUAAAACUCUACAAAACAAUAUAAACAAUUUAAAAAUAUAAAUAUUUUUUCCCUCGAUAUAUGUAGGUUGUUAAUGGUGCGUGACGUUGUGUGACAAAAGUUGACUUUUCGGUGGAAAUGCCCAUAAGUAUAUUCAUGAUCUCGAUUAUUUGACGCUUUAUUAUGAAUAUUCAGCAAAGUUUAUUACAUUGAUUAUUUUUAAAUGGAUUAAAUUGGAAUGAUGGCAACAGUUUUAUAAUUCUGGACCCAGAAUUAUAUUUUAACCAUCCUGUUUUGGAUAAUAAAUUUUCGAGAUUUUCUAAAUAUGACAUUUUAAAGUCACUAAAACUAGGACAUAUUUUUCAUUUUGAAAUUCGUACAUAUCGUUAUAGGAGAAGCAAAAAAUGUAAUAACGUAAUCAAUUUUUAAAAUUAGUAAUCGCGUUUUUCUUUGAUUUCUUGUUUUUCAAUACCAGUUAUAAAACUUUUUUAAAAUAAUGCCGUUGGUGACUUAUGACGUUUUACUGCUUUAUUGGAGAGACGCAGGUAAUAUGAUCUGUCAAAAUUUGGUGUAGAAGAGUACGGAUGGGAUCGUCUAAACGCAAAUGUAAUGAAACCAUUCGAAUUGAAAUGCAGAAUAGGGGUGAUUCUCUUUUUUGUCAUACGGAUGGAAUUUAAUUUUACUUUUUCAUUAGACUUUACGUACGUAAAGUGUGAUCGUCUAAAGGGCCUUUAAUCUAACGAUAUGUACAUAUGUAUAAACAAAUACUUGAGAUCGUGAAUCCCCUGUUGUAUUAAAAAUAAAAUUUAUAAAAAUAAUUUUAAUGUAUUUAACUAAUAUUUAAUGAUUAAUUCAUUAAACGGUAAUUACAUAAACCGAUUUGAAAAGAAAAACAAAAAAUAUACAAUAUAUGUAUUUGACCAAACUAUAAUCAAAAUUUUAACUUGUGUGUGAUAAUAAGUCAAGUUUAUUAAUAUUAUAUUGAAAAUUAUUUCCUACGUUGUUUCUUUUUUUAUUAUCGCUGGGUAACAUCUCGUAAAAUUAAAUGGGAUGUACAUAUACAUUUUUUAUUUUCUCGCUUUUGGGUGCUAUUUUUUGAAAAACAUUAAAAUUAGUGGUUGGAAUUUUUAAUAAAUUUAUCAGAUUUUUUUAUGGCAUAUAAUUCAUGGACAUUUAUCGAAUACGAUUCAUUUAUAGUCAAAGUUCCCAGCAACAGCACAAAAAAUAUAGGUAACGGGUUUAAUAUUACAUAUUGUAUGUAGGAGAAGAAAUAAGUUAAUGAUGUUCCCACCAAAAAUGGAAAUUUAGUUCAUUAUAAUAUACCGUUUCUCAAAAUUUUUGUCCAGGAAUCAAUAUUUAGUGAGUUGGAUCAAUGGAUAAAAAUAUUAUUUUCGAUUUUUUUAAUAUAUUGCACAAAGGAAUGUUAUUCAAUAUUGAUAUAUUGAUAAAGGUCUCUUUGAGGAGCUUUCCAUGGCAUAUCAGAAAUGUGCUGAUAUGCCAUUUUAAAAUUUUCAAAAAUUUUACGUAUUCUCAAUUUUACAUUAAAUAAAACUAAACAUAAAAUUGAAAAAAUAUAAUUUUUUUAAAAGAAAAAUAAAUUUAAAUAAUUUGUAAUAAAAAUAGCCCAAAACAUAAUAUAAAAGUGUGGAAUCCUGCUUGCGGGUGCAAUUCCAGAAACAUUUAAUGGCAUUUUUUUUAGUUUUAAUUUGUAUAUUUCCAAGUUUUUCUUUUCUAAUUUUUCUUUCAAUGACUAUUCAAGGCAGAAAAUUGAGACUCCCUAGUAAUUAUAUUUCAUGUUUUAUUAUGAGUUAAACUGAAAUAUUUGUACUAUAAGCCAUAAGUACAUAGCCUACACAAGAUUAGGGUAAAAAUGGGCUUUGAAAAAUUAAAACAAAAUACGAAGUAGAUGAAAUUUGAAAAACAGAAAAAAACAUGUGAAAUUAAAUAAGAUUUAAAAUCAUAAAAAUAUCAAAAAUAUUUUUUUUUUAUCUUUUAAUCCAGCUCACCAAAUAUUAAGAUAAAAAAUUUUAUCUUAAUAUAAACUUAAUUUUAAUUUUCGGCGGGUACACUGGAGGCCUGCAUGAUUGGCUCAAACACAUAUUAGUAAUCCACUGCUAUGCACUCAACACGGUUUUCAAAUCAAGUAAAUUAAUAAUUUGUUUAGGUUAAAAAAGUAGACUUUCUCUGGAGUAAAUGGAGGACACUUUUUAAAAUUAGUUCCUAUAGCCGGAAUUCGCUAAAAUUUGGUCUUGUCUUAAGUAUAACUGAUGACAAUAUUAAAUUAUGUUCGAAUAUUCGAAGCAAAAAGUUAUGUUCAAAAAAUUUUAAAACCAUUCCCGAGUCAGAAAAUUUGUCAGUUAAAUUUUAAAGCUUUUAUAAUCUCAAAAUCAUAGGGAUUCACAAAAAUUUGAGUCCAAUUUCGAAUAAAAAAUCGAUUAUUUUAAUAUAUUAAAUAAGUCGCACAUGCAGGUCUCUUAAUAUACUAUGUAUACAUUCUUCCACACCUAAGCAGAUUUAACCAAACACACAUGUUAUAAAUUAUUACAUUUUAGACUUUUUUUAAUAUUUCUAUUAUAACUUGUUAAUUUGUUUUAAUUAAUUUGUAUAUACAUACACACAUGCUUACAUAUCGCUCAUAUGCAUUACUCUAAAAACAUAGUUCGGGUAAAAUCUUUUUGAAAGACAGAGGUUAAUUUCCAUAUAUACAUACAUACAUAUGUGUUGGUUUAUUUGGGUCUCAUUUUAUUCAUUAAUAGAGUCUAAAAAUAACAGGUGUAAAAUUUUACCCAAAUCGGAUAACGGGAACCCGUGCGGAAAUCGAUUGAAAAGUGUAAAAUUGGGUAAAUAAUAGGAUUUUUUUUUUGUUAAUUUUUUUUCUUAACAUUUCAACAAAAUCGUAUCUUCUAGAGAAGAUUAUCUUUCCAACAAGGUAUAAAAUGUUAACAAUUUUCUUUUUUUUUACAAAUAUGUAGCGAAGACGACUAAAUUAAUGCAUAUUUUAUUCGUUUUUUUGUGUAGAUAUUUUUGCAAAAAUAUCACUUCUGCAUGCAAAACAAAGACCAACAAUUCAAAAAGUGCAUUUUUUGAAUAUGCAGCUUGGGAAAUCUUCAAUAAAAUAGUUGUUUGUACUUUGAUAUAAAUGUUUUAUAACUCUUUGGAUAGAUAAUUUUCUCUAAUUAUCUUCUAGAGAUGUACAUAUAUACAUAUGUAUGUAUGUUUCCUAUUUAAAUUUAAAAUAAAUUUAUUCUUGUCAAAUUUUACAUGAAAUCAUAAGUUUUAGAUAGCAAUAAAAAAAUACAUAAUCAUGUCUGUAAAUCGAUUCGCUUUCAAAACCGAGAAGCUUUUAAAACCGAAUUUGGUGUUCUGCAAAUAGAAUUUUUAUUUGAACGUAAAAUUCAGGAAAAUAAACAUAUUUAAAUGAAAAAGAGUUUAAAAUGCCCACAACAUUUAUAUUUAGUUACAAUUGUAUUAAAAAACGCAAAAAAUAAUUACUUAAUUUAUUAGAAUAAAAUUAAAUUCGAUUUACUUUCGACAAGAUUUGUGUAUUCGGUUUUAAAACGAGAACAAUUAUGAGAACUCGUUUUUAAACGAGAAAUUUACUCGGAUUCGGUUUACAGAACAGACAGGAAUAUCAUCGAAAUUUGAGUUAUGUCAGUCAUGUAGAGGACAGGAUGGACUUGAGUGCACCCUGAUAGAGGAUGAUCAAAUGUAUAUGUUAUACAGAAAAUCAUUCUCCCACUGAAGGUAAUUGAUAUUAAAUCUAUAUGAGUUUUUAACACGUCGGAUAUUUUAGCUAAAGAGACUUUUUAAUUAUAAAUGAGCGAUAUGUACGUAUUACAUUAUUAUUAAUUAUUUUUACUACCAGAUUUAAAUUUACAGCAUUGCCUUUUUAAAUUUUGUGAUGUCACUACAAUAUUAUAACACACGAAACUUUUUUUAAUGUUAACACAAUGCACUAAAGCAUUACAAUAUAGGAUGAACAAAUUUAUAAUAUUAGGGUUUUAGAUUGAGACUUUUUUCUAAAACAGCUGCAUACAUUUGGAACUAAAUGGUUCAGAAAACUUGUCAUAUUAUUUUUCUUCGACGGAGAAACUUUUAUAUUUCAAAUAUUUGUCCAAUUCACAACCGAUGUAGUAUCGUUGUACGUCAUAAAAAUUUUUCAAAUAAAAAUUUUGGAAACAAUAACAAAACAAUUUUAAAAAAAAUACGACAUACUACGAUACAGCCAUACAAUACCGAUUGUGAAUUGGACAAUUGUGAUGGGACAAUUUUGUACCAGUCGUAUAUUACAAUAACAAAAUAUAAGUUCGAAUAAUUAUGUUUGAGUGUAUUGUUUUAAUUUUAAAGAAAUUAGCAUUGUAUUUCGCAUCAGUUCAGAAAUAAAAAGUACAUGCAUAUACAUACAUAUAUGUAUGUAUGUAUGUGUGUAUAGCCACUUUUAAAAUAUUUACGAGUUGAUUUAAAUCUGGACCCUUUUAUUUGAUCACAUUAAUUAAGUAAAAAUAUUUAAGUAAAUAUAUUAUUAUAAUUAUACAUAUUAGAAAUAAUAAUAUUAUUAACGGUUUACGCUUUAUGAAUUUAAAAAAUAUUAAUAAAAAGUUAUUUUAAAA